This is a messenger RNA of Fraxinus pennsylvanica, 504 nucleotides long. Lineage: Eukaryota; Viridiplantae; Streptophyta; Magnoliopsida; Lamiales; Oleaceae. The record is from the annotation of a GenBank genome assembly.
AUGGAGGCGAAAGUUUCUCAAUUCUUCGAGUCCGUCGCCAACUUCUUCAGCGGUGGCGACCACAUCCCUUGGUCAACUCCUGACGUCAUUCUCGGCUGUGAGAGAGAAGUUGCAGAAGCUUUGAAAGAUGAUUCUGAUGAAAGGAAGAGUGAAAGCAUUAUGCGCUUAUCGUGGGCUCUUGUUCAUUCUAAACAACCAGAAGACGUGCAACGGGGAAUGGCCAUGCUUGAAGCUUCACUAGCCAACGAUAAUAGUCCAUUGCAAAAGAGAGAGAAGCUCUACCUGCUUGCUGUUGGAUAUUACAGAAGCAGUGAAUAUUCAAGGUGCCGGGAGCUCCUAGACCAAUGUUUGGAGAUUGCACCUGAUUGGAGACAAGCUGUGACCCUGAAGAAGACGGUUGAAGAUCGAAUAACUAAAGAUGGUGUUAUUGGCAUCGGCAUUACAGCAACUGCAGUCGGACUUCUAGUAGGUGGUAUAGCAGCAGCUUUGGCUCGAAAAAAUUGA